Molecule: messenger RNA, 1642 nt
Organism: Hermetia illucens (black soldier fly)
Lineage: Eukaryota; Metazoa; Arthropoda; Insecta; Diptera; Stratiomyidae
Exons: 1
Coding region: 191-1222 (343 amino acids)
Biological process (GO): regulation of DNA-templated transcription
Cellular component (GO): nucleus
Source: RefSeq, a predicted model, not a curated record
CUUCGUGCGAGUAAUAGUGGAGUAACGGGCUGUUUUCAAAUUACAGUUUAAAUUGGAACUUAUUGGUUGGUUCGAUUCUGAACUUCUUAGAGCAGAAAUAUCAAAUUAUUUCGUGUACCCGCAACGGUGUUUAAAGUGUGUAAUUUGAGAAAGCGUUUGAGUUCUGUGAACUGUGUUAAUCCUUGCGGAAAUGACAAUGGACAUUGCAAGUCAACAACGUAAUACCGAUCCCAAAAUAAUUUCCCCAAACAGUGAAAUGACUGCGUCGACAAAAACCAACCUGAAGCGAUCUUUUGAUGUUGCAUUCCUGAUGAUGCCUGAUGACCGGAUGCGCCAGAGAAAGUUGGAAAAGCAACCAAGGCUGGAUGGACCUGAAAAAUUUGUAGCUACUGAUCUUUCACCACGGCCUGAACCUCAUCGAGGAAUUAGUCCAGAGCUAUUCAACAACGCUGAAAUAAAAAGAUAUCCUCAAAUUAGUGUCAGAUCACCUCGAAUUUAUGAUGAUCCAACGAUUCUUCCCGAUGUCGAAACUCCAAGAAGCGCAUUUACUAAAGUCACCCAAGGAGGCAUAGAGUCACCAGUUCCUCCGCCUUUAAGUCCAGAUCAGAUGAGUUGUCCAUCAAUGAGUCCGCCGAUAUCAACUACUCCACCAAGGCCAAAUGGAUUUUACAAUACAUUUCGACCAGAAUAUCAAUUCAACGGAGCCUUCCACACUGUUGGACCAGUUCAGGCUCUGGCUGCCCAAAACCAUCGAAUCAAGCAGCAGUUGAUGUAUCGACCGUUGAGUAACCCCAACUCGCCUCCGGAACUACUUCACUCCUAUAUUCCUCCUAGUGGAUUCCCAUUCGCAGCACCUGGCCAUCCUUUCGCUCCGCAACCAGAUAUCACAGGAAUUGUACGAAACCCAGCUGCAGCAGCGAUCCUUUCAACGCUCAUUCAACCAACUAUUGCUACAACCUUUACAAUGACGGCCCAAAAUGUAUGCGCUAAAUGUAACAUAAGCUUCCGGAUGACGAGUGAUCUUGUCUACCAUAUGAGAUCCCAUCAUAAAAGUGAGGUGGCUUCGGACCCGAACCGGAGGAAAAGGGAAGAAAAACUCAAAUGUCCAGUGUGUAAUGAAAGUUUCCGUGAACGGCAUCACCUAACAAGACAUAUGACUGCUCAUCAGGAUAAGGAUUCCGACCAAACUGAUCCUUCAGCACAUAUUCAACGACGAAAGUGAUCUUAUUUUUUAGAAUGUUUAUAGACAAAUUAUUUUGGUGAAGAGUAAAAACCAUCGUAAGCUUGUUGGUUAAAUUUGAAUAUUGUGAUAUUAUCCUUAAUUCAGUGUAGAUAUUAUGUUGAAUAUAGAUCCGACGAAAAGUAACGCAAUCAUGAUAACUAUAGUCUCCAACAUAACCAGUAGAAAGUUCUUAUAAAAAUUCAAAUGGAUGAUAGUGUAUCUUGGCAAUAACGAGGAAACCAAAGAGACGAAGAUAUUAUUUUAAAGAUAAAAAUUAUUGAAUGUUCAACACAAUUGUGCAAUAAUAAGUUUAAAAUUGAAUCGUAAGAAGUAAAACAUAUAACGAUGUAUAAAACGUUAGUUAUAAGUAGAAUACCUGAAGAAAAGUUAAAAGAAAAUAAAUAUCACGUAAAAGAUUAA